AUGACCAACAGCAGCGAGGAAUGUGAUUUUACAGCCGUCGACAGCUUAGCGAAGACUCUGCAGCUGGGGAUUUCCAUCCCCACCUUCAUUCUUGGGCUAGUUCUCAAUGCCCUGGCCCUCUUCGUGUUCUGCUGCUUUUGGAAGAAACAGACCAAAACCUCAGUUUACAUGAUCAAUCUGGCACUUGCGGAUGUCCUGCUGCUUCUCUCGCUGCCACUGAAGUUGUACUACUCUGUUACAAAAGCACCCGGGCUCCUGUGCUCCUUCAUACAGGCUCUUUACUUCGUCAACACGUAUGUCAGCAUCUUCAUCAUUGUCUGCAUCACUGUUGACAGAUACAUCUGCAUAAGGCACCCCUUUGAAGGUCGAGCUAACCAAUCCCCCAGGUGGGCUGUCUUGAUUUGCUGUGUUGUCUGGGCAGUAGCUUGCAUUUGCAGCAGCCCACUGUAUGUGUUUCACAAGAAAGAUCCUUUCAUGUGCUUUCACAACAUGUCAGAUGAGGCGUGGAGUGUCCCUCUCAUUGUUUCCGUGGAAAUAUUUGGAUUUUUGAUCCCCCUUGCAGUGAUGGUUUUCUGCUCUGCUCAGAACAUCUGGAUUCUUCUGAAUCACAAAAGCCAAGCCAAAAAGAAGGUAGAAGGCAGUGGCUCCUUACGAGUAAUUAUCAUCAACCUCGUGGUGUUUUUGGUAUGCUUCACGCCCGUCCACCUGGCCAUCUGCCUGCAGUGCCUGGUGAGACAGCGUGUGAUAGGGGACUGCAGCCUGAAACAAAGCAUCAGCCUCUUCAUUCAGGUGUCUAUGCUGUUUGCCAACCUGAACUGCUGCCUGGAUGCCAUCUUCUACUAUUUUGCUGCAGAAGAAUUUCGUGAGAAAACACACCUGAAAAAAGUUAUUGAACCAUGUCCUGUGUUUAGGCCUUGUGCCAGGUGAUGGCACUGCCAGCAGUGGAAGAACCUUUUCCUUGGCUCCCCCUUACCUCACAGGACACUGACAGCUUUAUCCCUGGCACCGCAGGAGGGUCAUGGCAGGGAGGGUGCCACAGGGAGAAGGACAAUGUUUUUCCAGUGAAUGU
Myiozetetes cayanensis is the source of this 1069-nucleotide messenger RNA. RefSeq names its product G-protein coupled receptor 55-like. The transcript has a single exon. The record is from RefSeq and is a predicted model, not a curated record. Bases 1 to 927 code for a protein of 308 amino acids. Gene Ontology annotation, cellular component: membrane. Gene Ontology annotation, biological process: positive regulation of Rho protein signal transduction; phospholipase C-activating G protein-coupled receptor signaling pathway. Lineage: Eukaryota; Metazoa; Chordata; Aves; Passeriformes; Tyrannidae. Gene Ontology annotation, molecular function: G protein-coupled receptor activity.